Messenger RNA from Alligator sinensis (Chinese alligator), 5463 nucleotides. RefSeq names its product C2 calcium dependent domain containing 2 (gene C2CD2). The record is from RefSeq and is a predicted model, not a curated record. The transcript is spliced from 16 exons. The coding region runs from base 1 to 1857 and encodes 618 amino acids. Lineage: Eukaryota; Metazoa; Chordata; Crocodylia; Alligatoridae.
AUGCACCUUGGAGAGCAGUGUCCAGUUGAACUCAAGGACAAGGAUUCAUUGCUGCUUACAUUUGAAGAGGAGACAACUCCUGAACCGCUGGAGCUAGCAGUUAGAAGAGUCAUAAGCGUUGUAAAGUCAGUCCAAGAAAAGGUGAUUUCUUGUGAUGUAGUGGGAGAUUCUAUUCAAUUUUUUGUCAGCGUGUCUCAGAGUUCACACGCUACCACAGAAUGUCAGUUGUACAGUGUGAAACUGUCUCCACUUCAUUUGCAGCUGGAACUCUGCAUGAAAGAGAAAGGGGAAGACAUUGAAGUUGUGUGGUCCUUCAUUAAUGCCCCAGAAACGAAUAUUGAAAUCCACCCAAAAGCAGUGCAGGAGGGUCAGAUGCCUGGGACAUGUGCAAUAUCUGUUCUCAGAGAUAUUUUGGAGAAUCUAUUUAUUUCAGUUUCUCCAUCAGUAGUUUUGAGUACAAAGCCUACAGACAUAAAGGAGGUACAGAAUGUACAGAACGUAGGAACUCUCCCUCAGGGCACCAGUCCUCCUAAACCUCCAAGGGCUCAUGAACUGAAACUGCUAGUAAAGGAUAUCAUGGCUACCCUGAUGGAUCCCAGUGCUGCAGGCAGCCUGAACCUCAUAUGUGUAAGUCAGUUGAAUGAUCCUCCACAGAAAUUCUCCAGUUCUGUAACCAAAAAUGCCACAAACCUGUCUUGGAAGGAGGAGUUCAUCUUUGAAUUAAAUGCCAGAUCAAAAGAGUUACAAUUACAGAUCUUAGAAGAUGGAAAGUUGGACAGUACCUUUUCAGCAUGGGCAGCAGUACCUUUAGACUUGUUCAAGAAGCAGCCUUCCGGACAGCAGAGCUUUACACUGAACAGCAGACCCAGCUGUGGUAGCCCUGUGUUAGGAUCUGUCACGGCAGAGUUCUCCUAUAUUGAACCCAGUGAGUUAAGGUCCUGGCAAGUUCCUGUUCAGCUCCCCGCUACUAAGGUAGAGAAGGAUCGAACUGUGAUGCCCUGUGGCACUGUAGUCACUACUGUCACUGCUGUAAAAACCAAACCUCGUCUAGAAGGAAGAUCUUCUCCUCUGAGCUCAGAGUCUCCUGUGAAAACUCCUGUGAAGGUGAAGGUGAUUGAGAAGGAUUUUUCUGUUCAAGCAAUUAGCUGUCAUGGUGCUCCAGUCAGCAAAACUUUAUCAUCUUCAGAUACAGAGCUGCUGGUGUUGAAUGGCAGUGAUCCAGUUGCUGAAGCAGCCAUUCGACAGUUAAGUGAGUCUGCAAAGCAGAAACUGAAAUCUCCUAGAAAGAAAAGCACCAUUAUUAUAUCAGGAGUGUCCAAGACCUCCUUAUCUCAGGACAGCGAAGCUGCGCUGAUGAUGGACUAUGCAGCAGCCAUGGAUGGCUCGUGUAAAGAAGACCCUUUCACUGUGGAGGACUGUACCACAGAAGUCCCCUCAGAUGAAAAGCUGUCGCUGACUGCUUCACAAAUACUACCUGACACUGACCCACAGGAAAGUAACCAUAGCACCUGGGGCUUGGAUGAUGGCAGCCAGCUAUGGAACAGUGACGCACUGUUAGACCAGAACUGUGAAGAGACGUCUGGGAGUUCAUUAAGCGUCUCCGAAUCGGGGAGUGUGAAAAAACCUAAAGGUGGAAUUCUGAAAAAAAGUGCAAAACUCUUUUUCCGCCGCCGACACCAUCAGAAGGAUCCAGGAAUGAGCCAAUCGCACAAUGAUCUUGUUUACUUGCAGCAGCCAGUGUCUGAUGAAACACGAAAGAAGGGAGCAACGCUAACACGCAUCUUUAACAAGAAAAUUCUUUCUAAGAACAAAAGCAAGAGCAAACUGAAUGGCACCCAAGUGGAACCAUGUGUAUAAAACUUUAUGCUGUCUUAUGAUACUUGCACAUCAAAUGAUCAGUUGUUUACAAAACAGUGCUAGAAGAUGUAAACACAGGUAAUGACAUGCAUAAAAUGAUAUUUGCUAAGACAGUGGUCCAGGAAUAAAAAUGGCAAAGCUUGGCUUCUUGUUUCCCAAGACACCUCUAAUUUUUAAAGCCUUGUAGCAAAAUGUUUUCCCAGAUAGAAGCAGUACAGAUAACUUGUUGUUCACUUUCUGUUCCUGUUUGCUAAUAUCCAUAGAGUUUUGACUUGUGUGGAUGGGACAGGAAAGUGGUACAACUGGGAAGCUUUUAUUUUUAGGCUAAACAUCUAAUUUACAUUUUACUUCUAGCUAGAUACCAAGAAGUUAUAUUGAUUAGAUGACUGGAUCACUGUAAAAAUGUGACAUACCACUGUGGUUAAUGCUUCUUUAGUAAACACUGAAUAAUGGCAGCAUAGGUCUCAACUUGAGUGCCUGCUUAGGCUGAAAGUGGAAGGAGAGAAACCCUGAUCCAAUUUGUAUUAAUUGGAAACAGGUAUGUUUCUGGAAGCGGAAAUAAAAUGCUGGUUAAGACCACCUUCCAUAAGCACUGCUAACUCAGUGUAGGUAGAGAGGCCUUUGAUAUUAGCCAUAAGUAAUUAAAUUAUGCAAAUACUUAUUCUGUGCAUAUAUUAUGCUAAAAAACUUUUUCUAAGUUUACUUUAAGCCUACUUGUAAACAGAAUAUUUAAAAACUUGUACCGUUCCUAUGUAUGUAUUUCUCCCGUUAUGCGAGAAGCUAUAUUGCCAAUGCAAAAACUUUCUUUGGGGACUCUACUCCCUUAUGUAAAGUACUUGUUAGACAAGUAUACUAGCAAUCAUAUCAAGAACAGCGCUAGGAGCAAUAAAUGCUGAAUAGAACGUGUUUAACCCAUGUAUAUUUUUAAUAGCCCGUUUUCUUCACUUGUCAAAUACUAAAGCAUAAUCUAGGAAACACAUUUGAGGAGGUAUUUUGCUGCCCUUAGUUCUGUGGUAUAAUUAUAGAUUUUUGUCUUAGUGCAAGGUUUUUUUUUAAUGAUAUUGUUUCUCUAAAAAAGGCAAAAGGGAAGUUUUAGCAUUCACUUAAAUUCGUUGAGGGGCACACCUUUUCUCAUGUAUGCCUGCACACAUUUCUAAUGUGAUAUACAUUCCUUAUUAAGAGCAUAAGACUACAGGCAUAGCUGGCCAGUUCUGUACCCUGGGCAGCCAUGUGAUACCCAGAACAGUACUCUGGUCACAGCUUUUUUGUGUUCCCAUUCCCCAAACACACAGAGGCAACACCAAGGCUGCUUCCCCAGUUGCUUCUUCCCCCCCCCCCAUCCCCCGCCUUAUUUAUGCUACUAUAUAAGUCCAAAUCCCACUGUCUUUCUCAGGCAGAACUCUGACUUUAUCAAAAUUACUACUGGCUGAACUACUGCAAGUCCAUUUGGAAAAUUUGGCUAUUAAACAUAUGUGGGUGUGGGUAUGUGGGUGUAUGUGUGUGUCUGCACAUGCUCUGAGUGGAGGUGGAGCAGUAUUUUGGCGGAUGCUUUUAUGGGUAAGGACCAAAAUGAAAAUUAUUGAAAAAUUGAAUGAUCAGAUUUUAGCAUUUUUGUCCUAGGCUCUGAAUUGCUUAGAAAAUAUGUUUUUGAAGGGUAUAAAAUAAGGAGAAUCUUCAGCAAAAGCAUAAACUUUUCAAAACAUGAACUGGGAUGGCUGAGAUGAUCUAGUUGGGGGAUGAUUGUGGUUUGAGCAUGGGGUUGAACUAGAUGACCUCCUGAGGUCCCUUCCAACCCUAAUUUUCUAUUAUUCUAACUGCCAAAAACUUUAAGCUGAACUUAUAUAGUUCCUAAAUGUUUUGUAUGCCCAAGUGCUCCCAUAGUGCUAAGGAGGUAGACUACCUAAUGUGUACUUGUUUCAAAUACUUGAAGGCAUUUUGUAUGUCUUAUUUUUGAAGGUAACACUCUAGUGUUAGCUGCCUUUAAAGAAUUUUUUUACCUGAUGAAACAUUUUGAUCUGGUUUUACAUAUGUUUACAUAUGUUUGGGUUGGGGUUAUUUGCUUAGUUUGGUUUUUCUUUUUUUUUUAAUUUCCCAUUUACAUUUAUGGGGCCAAUCUUCAGUCAUCAUUCAGGCAAGGCUUCUGUAAGCUUUAAUUGGAUUUCUGCCCAAUGAGAUCUGCCAGCACUGACUUUUUUUAACUACAGAAUUUACGUUCAACAUCACUCCAACCAACUCUUGUUAGCCUACCAAUUCAAAGACAAGAGUGGCUGAAGUGAUUGGGAAAUGGGGUGACUUCUGUUUGGGUCACUAGGAUUUCGUAUCCAGUCCACAUGAAUGAGUGAAAGAUGCCACCACCCAAAUUUUUUUUUAAAUUGGGGGUGGUUGUUGUCUUAACGAGCAGGGGUCUGCAUCAGAGAAGCUACCACUACCAAACUUGUUUGACUUGGUAAAGAAGCCAAAGAUUGUGGGAGCAGGGAUACCAAGAUGUUUUCUUACAUUUCUACGCAAUUCCUCCCAAACCCUUCUCCCUGCCCGCCAUCGCUUUAUCCCUGCUAGGUUAUGAUACAAUCUGUAGUAACUAUCUAAUGGAAGAGAAGACUUCUGCCUCUGAUGCUGCAAGUUCAUUAGCCCUACACUGUCUAUCCGAAGUUAUUUGGCUUUUUAAAAUAAAAAUAGCAUCUGGUACAGCAUCUUGCUGGCGAUCUUGUGGCUUUCACACUCAUGCUUUCCUGUGCGGUUUUUAAACAAUAUUUUUCUCUUUAUGUAUAUGUGAAAAUUCACAAGGGAAACAGUACAACUGGCUACAUAAAGUGCUAUCAAAUGUGUGCAAAGUCAAUAAAACUAGACUCUCCCAUAUGUAAUUUAAGGUGUCACUUGGAACGAUGUGACUGAGGGGUAGGGAUCACAUAAACAUGACCUUUUUGAGGUUAACUGUGUUUCUCUGUAAAGCUGAACUUUAGGAUAAGUGCUUAUGUAAACCGCUAUAUGCACCAUAGUGCUAGGAGAAAAUGAUUACAGGACGUGCCUGGAUCCUGAUAAUACAGUACAAUUUACAGCUGAUUGCCCAACACUAAAUUAUCAUCUAAAUAUCAGGGUUGUAAAUGAAACUGUGAAUGGUAAUAGAAACCUCGUGUUUACUUUUUGAUAUUCACACAGACUUCAGUUGAACUAUUCAUGUGUUUAAGCACCUUGCUGAAUCAGCGCCUUAAUCAGUAAUUAACCCAGAUUAAGGUAAAGUAAUCUUGUUAUUCAAUUAAGGGUGAACAAUGUUGUUGUUUCCCUUAGGGUGAGCAGGCUGCUGAGCAUAAUGCAAAAAAUCAUCAGGAAUAUGUGAAACAGGUUAUUUUGCCAAUCUUGAAACUUAAAUAAACCUGUAGAAGAAGCAUAACCAUUUCUUGACUGUAGAAUAUGCUCUCAUACUCCAGAUGAGGAGGUGGGGAGAAAAGCAUUUAUUCUUAGCACUCAGCUGUGGUAGCUUUUUUUUUAUUUGUACACUGAAGGAACUUGGUGCAGUGAAGACAUCUGUACCACACCGAUUUAUUGGAAUAUCAAGACAAAGCAUGAAAAGAGGAAUUUUUAAAUAAAUAACUACUACUGUACAUUAAA